UCAAAAUAGUCAAAAUAAUGCUACUACUACCAAUUCUCACCCGACCAACGCAAUUACUAAUCAAAGGCAAGAAUCAUCGAGCAUCCAUCAAAUCAAUAUUUGUGAUUUUUGCAAGAGGAGAAAUUUUUUAAUCAAAAUUAUUAUCGAGUAUCAAUAUUUGUGA
Molecule: messenger RNA, 163 nt
Organism: Racocetra persica
Lineage: Eukaryota; Fungi; Glomeromycota; Glomeromycetes; Diversisporales; Gigasporaceae
Source: the annotation of a GenBank genome assembly